AAAAAAUUAAAAAGGAAAAAAAAUCGGAGGAGAUAACUCCUCAUACAGACAGGUUUUACUGAUCUUGGGAGUUAAUUCUGCAUUCAAUGCUAGGAAACAUACAUUUCUUUUAGUUUAAAAUAGACAUAUUGAUAUUCUUACCGUCGAAGCAGCAGUAGAAGACAUUUAUGUAGCCCAAUUUUGUUUUUCUGUAAUCCUACUUGUGAAAUACGUCAUCAACUCCUGUGUGCUCAAUUACGAGUGACGUACUUCACACGUUGAAUAUUAGUACAGGAACAAGAAAUUCUGCUACUAUGAUCAGGUUGCCAUGGAAGAGAGGUCUAAACGUAUUGCCAAACAUUUUACAAUCGAUUAAAAUAUCUCAGACAAGCAGCUGUAGACAGUUUUCAUGCAGUGUGUUGCAAUUCUAUCAGUCACAGCCAAGACAGUGCAAUGGAGGUCCUAUCCUACAGAUAAAACCAAUUACAAUUGUUGCUUCAAGAAAUUAUGCAAAGAAGAAGAAGGAUAAAAAAGCAGGAGGAGGAGGAAAGAAGUCAAAUAAAGCAAAAGUAUCUCUCAGCAAUGAAGAAAUAUCUGAAGUCAUAGAUAUUGUAAGCUUCAAUACAGAGAUUGGAAAUGCCUUCAUAAAACUUAAAAAAGAUUAUGAACAGAACCUCUCUCUCAGGACUUCCAUAGCUUCUAUCGAUCGCCUCUCAGUUCACACUGAAGAUGGAACUUUUAUGUUGAUGCAGUUGGCUCAAAUUACACAAAAGAAUCCUCAUCUGGUGGUUGUUAAUAUGGCAACAAAUCCCCAGUAUAUCCCAGUAGUAAAAGAGGCACUCAGUAGCUCUGGUAUGAAUCUAAACCCACAACAAGAUGCCAACACAUUAUUUCUGCCAAUUCCAAAGGUUACUACAGAACACAGGGAACAACUGGCCAAGAAUGCUAAAGUGUUGGCUGAUAAAACAAAAACUAAACUUCGUCAUAUUCAAAAUGAUUACGUGAGGAAGGCCAAGAAAGGUACCGGCCAAUCUGAAGAUCUAGUAAAAAAUGUAGUCGAUUUGUUAAUGGCCACAACACAAGACUCAAUGAGUGAAGUGGACUCUACAUUGGCUUCAAAACAGAAAGAACUUUUAGAUUCAUAACACAGGCUACAUUGGGAUUUGAUUCACAAACAAAAUUUACGUGGAAGCUAAUAAAUGAAGAACGCUUUAAUAAGGAUUAGUUAUUCAAGAUGGGGAUAAUUAAAUCUUGGGAUUAAAAGAUGUUAUCAUCUGAAUAUGGUCAAUCAUCAUGUAAGAAUUAUCUUGUGUAUUGGAAUCUACAAAAGAAGUGUAAAUUCUUUGAAUCAUUGAAGAUUCUAAAAAUUGGUGGAAAAGGUUUGAUACUGUAGAUAAACUUAAUUUGGCAGAUUCAGAAAUGAAGAUUAAUUUCAGGGAUUCAGGACUGAGCUCAAGUUUUAUCUUUGAUCUGGCGAUACGCAUUUCUUCAGGUCAUGUGUACUAUUUUCAGAAUUAGGCUAGUUUUAUUGUUCUAAGAUCCAAGUAAUAAUACUUACACAAGUGAAAUUUUUGGAGUGAAGUUAAAGUGCACUGCACAUACUGAAAUUUCCCUGGGGAUUUUCCAAAAUACAGUACAUCUGCAAAUUGGCAGAUUUUUAAUUUGG
Molecule: messenger RNA, 1645 nt
Organism: Owenia fusiformis
Lineage: Eukaryota; Metazoa; Annelida; Polychaeta; Sabellida; Oweniidae
Source: the annotation of a GenBank genome assembly